AUGAAUCCUUUGACUCUUAAGUUUCAUGAUCGGAAGCUUGAAUAGAAAUAUUAAGAAAAUUAUUCGAAUGAGCUCUAUGAUGCCUUCAAAUAUACUAUGGUUUUGCUAUCAUUAUCAAAUGUUAUUUUAAGCAUCUUUUGGAUUUAAAGAAAUGAAUUUACUCUUGGAUGCUUGAUGAUUAUUGUAUGUUGUGGAUAAACAAUCACUUUCUAUUACAUUCUUAUUAAAAAAAAGUUCAUAACUUUAGUAGGCUAUUUAAUAUCAAUCCUUAGUUUAUUAUCAUCAUUUUAUCAAUUCCUACCAUACUUUUACAAAGAAUAUUAUGACACUGAAUUUAUUUGGAUUUUUGAUAUAUCCUAAUUUAUGGCACUCAAUUUUGCAUUAAGCCCUAAUUUUAUACUAAAUCAAUUUCUUUAGAUUCUAUUUGUUUCUUCUAGAUUAUUUAUGAGGAACUCUGCUUAAUUAAAUCCAUUUUCGUUUAUCCUCUUAUUAUAUUUGAUAUUGUUUUGGUAAAAAGAGUAUUUUAGAUAAAAACACAAUAGAACUUAAUUUUUUUUAAAAGAACAGUAAAAAUAAGCUUUAUUUUUAUGGGAUAAUUUGAUUGAAGAAAAAAUUGUGUUAUUAUCAUAUGAUGAAAUUUGGAAUAAGAUUGAUCUUGUCUUUGCAAAUUCCUCUAUAAAAUAAGUUAUUGAAAUUGAUUCUAAAGAUUUCUUAAAAGGUUUUAGAAUUUCUAAUUUAAAAAUUGAUUUAUAUCAAUAUUUAUUAGAACAGAUCCAUCAUAAAAACUAUCAAUUUUAGAUUAAAGUAGUACAUAGCUCAAAGAAAUAUGUAAUUGAUUGUAUAAUGAAUAAAUUGAUGGAAUUAAAUAUUUCAUUAAAAUUUACCGAGCUUUAAUCACAAAAAGAUUAUUAAAAUAAUUAUUCAUAUCUCAAGCUUUUAAAAAAAAUAAAAUUCAUUGAUAAAUAGCUUUAUUAUAAUGAAAUCUAAAAGUAAAUCAUUCAAUAAUCUUAUUACUUUAAAAAUGUAACAAUAAAUUAAGUUGAAUAAUUAAGUCUUUUUAAGAUACGUUCUUUUAUGAAUUUUAUAAUGAAAAGGAAUUCUGCAAAAAUUUUAUUUGAUCUGUAACAGUUUAACACAAAUUUGCCACUUUUUUUUAGUUUAUUAAGUUGCCUAUCAAAAUUAUACAAAAUUCAGGAAAUAUAAUUAGUAGAGCAAAGCUAAAAUUUAACUAGUUUGAUUAUAUAUGGAUUCACAUAUAAAAUUCCAGAAUAGAGAUUUGCAAUUUGCAAAAAAAUUAUUAAUCAUAUUGUAGAUUAGAUAGGCAUAUAUGAAUGUUUGUUUUACAAAAGUUAAUUUUUAUGCACUUUAGUAAACAUGCAAUAUAAAAUUGAAUCGAUUGCUUAGUAAAAUAAUAAAUAUAUAUAAUAGCUCUCUUGAAUGA
Messenger RNA from Paramecium sonneborni, 1441 nucleotides. Lineage: Eukaryota; Ciliophora; Oligohymenophorea; Peniculida; Parameciidae. The record is from the annotation of a GenBank genome assembly.